AUGCUGUGCUGCAUGGUGCCCUCACCUGCAGGGGCUGCAUGGUGCCCUCACCUGCAGGGGCUGCAUGGUGCCCUCACCUGCAGGGGCUGCAUGGUGCCCUCACCUGCAGGGGCUGCAUGGUGCCCUCACCUGCAGGGGCUGCAUGGUGCCCUCACCUGCAGGGGCUGCAUGGUGCCCUCACCUGCAGGGGCUGCAUGGUGCCCUCACCUGCAGGGGCUGCAUGGUGCCCUCACCUGCAGGGGCUGCAUGGUGCCCUCACCUGCAGGGGCUGCAUGGUGCCCUCACCUGCAGGGGCUGCAUGGUGCCCUCACCUGCAGGGGCUGCAUGGUGCCCUCACCUGCAGGGGCUGCAUGGUGCCCUCACCUGCAGGGGCUGCAUGGUGCCCUCACCUGCAGGGGCUGCAUGGUGCCCUCACCUGCAGGGGCUGCAUGGUGCCCUCACCUGCAGGGGCUGCAUGGUGCCCUCACCUGCAGGGGCUGCAUGGUGUCCUCACCCGCAGGGGCUGCAUGGUGCCCUCACCUGCAGGGGCUGCAUGGUGCCCUCACCUGCAGGGGCUGCAUGGUGCCCUCACCUGCAGGGGCUGCAUGGUGCCCUCACCUGCAGGGGCUGCAUGGUGCCCUCACCUGCAGGGGCUGCAUGGUGCCCUCACCUGCAGGGGCUGCAUGGUGCCCUCACCUGCAGGUGCUGCUUCUCCUCGAGUCCGUGUCCGGAAUAAACAGGGGCUGCUUCUCCUGGAGUCCGUGUCUGGAAUGA
Messenger RNA from Closterium sp. Naga37s-1, 753 nucleotides. Lineage: Eukaryota; Viridiplantae; Streptophyta; Zygnematophyceae; Desmidiales; Closteriaceae. The record is from the annotation of a GenBank genome assembly.